CCCAUUUCCCCAAUUACUACUGCUCCUCCUCCUCCAUUCCUCCACCUUUCUCCGGGGUAGGAAAGGAGGAGUAGCAAAAGUUUCUGGACGCAGCCGAGGUUUAGUGACUGUGGAUGUUUCAGUGCUGACCCCUCACCUGAGGGACUGCAGGAGGUGGGGUUUAUUCGGAGAACAGGUGAGAUUUGGGACACGACCCAUACCCGGUUUUUCCGAUGUAAAUCUCCUGUAGUCCAAGUGGGGCGCUGGUCUCGGUGUGGUUCUCCAACCCCAACAAACCAGGGGAGAGGAAGAGCCCGUUCUGAUUCGUCAGGGUUUUCUCCAGAGCAUCCAAAAAUCCUAAUAUUUCUCCUGAUCCAGCUCCUCUCCUCCCCCGGUUCCCCGAGAACUGCUCUCCGUACCAAGCUGUUCGGGUACCGGACUAUCCGGAGGAGCUGCUCUAAACUCGGCUCCGCAAUUCAACAGAGCUGCUGAAGGUACAGAGCUGUUCAGUUCAGCACUUCACCCUCUGUUUACACCCUUACUACACACAGGAUACUACUAUGAGCAGGAAACAAACGUCCUUUUACCAGUCAAUCUUCUUUGCUCACGUACACAUUCUUCACACAAGGCUGAAGCGAAGAGAGAUUAAGUGUUAGAAUAUGGAAUCAACAAGUACUCUGCAAACUCUCACUCUUUCUGUCUGUGCCAACACAUCUCAAAGCCAGAUGCAAGAACCAGCAGAGCCAGAAAGUGCUUCCCAGUGUGGAGAAGAUUUUAAUCAACAGAGUGAUCUCCAACAACACAAACUCCUUCAUUCCGGAGAUAAACUGUAUGAGUGCUCAGAGUGUGGAAAGAGUUUUAGAGACCACAGUAUUUUUCAAAAACAUCAGAGCGUUCAUACUGGAGAGAAACCCUUUCCUUGCUUAGAAUGUGGUAAGAAAUUUUCUGAGCUGACUCAUCUUCAACAACACCAGAAUAUUCACAUUGGAGAGAAGCUUUAUCCUUGCUCUGAGUGUGGGAAACAUUUCAGUACCAGCAGUGAUCUGAGAACUCAUCAGCACAUUCACACUGGAGAGAAACCGUUUCACUGCUCGGAAUGUGGAAAGAACUUAGCGUCGGUCAAGACUUUAAAAAAUCAUCAGCGUCUUCACACCGGAGAGAAACGGCACCAGUGUUCACACUGUGAGCAAAGGUUUUAUCGACUGAGUAACCUCUUGCGACACCAACGCCUUCACACUGGAGAGAAACCGUACGAGUGCUCAGAGUGUGGGAAGAGUUUUAGAGACAAAGGUUGUCUACAAAAACAUCAGAACAUUCACACUACAGACAAACCGUAUUACUGCUCGGAGUGUGGGAGAAAUUUUAAGGAACAGUCUCAACUACAAAAACACCAGCUCAUUCACACCAGAGAGAAACCCUACCACUGUUCAGACUGUGGGAAGAGUUUUUCUCAACGGGUACAUCUCCAAAAACACCAGCGCAUUCACACUGGGGAAAAGCCGCAUCCCUGCUUAGAGUGCGGGAAGUGUUUUCGGAGCAAGAGUGACCUCAUAGUACACCAGCGCACUCACACUGGAGAGAAGCCAUACCAGUGCUCAGAGUGUGGACGGGGUUUUACUAUACGCAGAAGUCUAAUAAUACAUGAACGCAUUCACACUGGGGAGAAACCGUACGAGUGCUCAGACUGCGGGAAGAGAUUUAGUCAACAUAUGAAUCUCUGCCAACACCAGAUCAUUCACACAGGAGAGAAGCGGCAUCACUGCUUGCUGUGCGAUAAGAAAUUUCGAGACAAUUUUGAACUCCAGUCGCACCAGCGCACUCACACUGGCGAAAAACCGUACAAGUGCUCUGAGUGCGGGAAGAGUUUUACUGUAUGCAGAAGUCUGAUAAUACACCAGCGCAUUCACACUGGAGAAAAACCGUUUCAGUGCUCAGAGUGUGGGCGGAGCUUUAGAGAUAAAGGUACCCUCCGACAGCAUCGCAAAACUCACACCGAAGAGAAACCGUAUUACUGCUCAGUGUGUGGGAGAAACUUUAGGCAUGAGAAGACUAUACAUAAACACAAGUGCAUUAAUAAUGGGUUAUACACUAAUGAUGUGGGGAGUGAAGCGUAGUGGCUAAUGGGACUGCCAUGCUCAUUCUUGGUCAUAGAGAUUUGUCACCCUAAAGAAUUCAUAUUCAACACAGAUUAUUACCACCCACACCACAGGAAAAUUUAGACAGUUUCACUGACAACUGCAAAAGAUUUCCUGAUUUCAGGUUGAUCUUAAUCAAUGAUGAUCUGGAACUACCUAAACUCUGCCGGAUAGUGGAUCUUCAGAAUUUGGACUAAGCUCCACUGAUUUAGGUGCUUUUCAAGGUUAUGGGCCUUUAGUCAGUUUUAUUCUUAUCACCUGGGUGCAAGGCCAUGAACAAAAAGAACCUUGAAAGAAGCUUCAGGCUGUAGAUACUAGUUUUGUUUGUGAUUUCUGCACAACCUAAGCAGAAUCUCUUGAAAGACUUUUUCAUCUACUAAUGAAACUGUGUUUUAACAUAAAGAAAAUUUGUUUUAAUGCAGGGAAACUGUUAAGGUGGAAUGGAAAAGUGUUUUAAGGUGGUAAACAAUAAAAUAAAUGCUUCAUACACUACAGUAGACCUAGUGUGGAAUAAGUUACUCAGAUUAGUAGUUUUACAGUAAACUGCUGUAUUACAAUUUUUAAGGUAAGACUUAUUUUCUAUCUAUUUAUUAGAUUACUUUGAAAUUUACUGGUUUUCAUUUACACCCCAUAAGAAAAACUUGACCCCCCAAUUAUCAUUGUAUAAUUCGCACCCUGGCUUUAUAGGCAAGAAUCCACAUUAAGCCAGUGACGGGAAUGUGACAGAGAGAGAAACUGAGAAUAAUAACUGGUCAUUUAUACAUUCAACAUUUACAUUUUAAUUUUCAAUUUUUGAUUCUGUAUCUGUUGUUCAUUGAAAACUUCAUAGAGGAAUAAUAUACUAAUAAUAAUUAGUAAAUUACCAGUUUGCAGUAUUUGAUAUUCCACUUUGUCUUUUAUUAGAUAUUAAAAAGUGGGGCUCAGCAAAGUGUUUUUUUUUUUUUUCAUGAAUUGUGGAAUGCAGAAUUCCCUCACUGGAAAACAGUCAAGCUUGAACUUGUAAAUUUGUAGAAUUCAACUGACAUAUUAUUGGCUGCUACAAAACAAGUUUUGAGACUGUAAUCUACAAAGAGGGCAGUACCAGUGCUGGCCAUGCAUGGUGCUCAUACUUUUGAUUCAGGCUAAUUUCCAUUUCUAUUGUUUUUAUACUGUAAAAAAUGAAAAUAAAAUGUAAUAUUGCUUAAAGCGUAAAGAAAUGUUUCAUCUUUUUUUUUUUUUUUGCUCUGAAGGGACUGUAGGGUGCUGGAACCUUAGUGUAUUCCCUUGUAUUUUAUUUAUUUAUUUAUUUAUUUUUUUUUUUCAUAUUUUUUAUUCUAAAAAACAAACCGUGGAGCAAAAUCCUUACGUCAUCCAAACUCUAAAUUUGGAAGGUAAGUGUAGGUUGAGAUUUUGGUUUGUGUACAUUUUUUUCUUCAUUUUAUAAAUGGAAA
Astyanax mexicanus (Mexican tetra) is the source of this 3544-nucleotide messenger RNA. Its product is annotated as zinc finger protein OZF. The transcript is spliced from 2 exons. Bases 639 to 2093 code for a protein of 484 amino acids. Lineage: Eukaryota; Metazoa; Chordata; Actinopteri; Characiformes; Acestrorhamphidae. The record is from RefSeq and is a predicted model, not a curated record.